Pristis pectinata (smalltooth sawfish) is the source of this 4004-nucleotide messenger RNA. RefSeq names its product tetratricopeptide repeat domain 17 (gene ttc17). Lineage: Eukaryota; Metazoa; Chordata; Chondrichthyes; Rhinopristiformes; Pristidae. The transcript has 25 exons. Gene Ontology annotation, biological process: cilium organization; actin filament polymerization. The record is from RefSeq and is a predicted model, not a curated record. Gene Ontology annotation, cellular component: cytoplasm; actin cytoskeleton. The coding region runs from base 53 to 3637 and encodes 1194 amino acids. Gene Ontology annotation, molecular function: protein binding.
GCGCUUCCGGUUCGUUGUGCGGGAGGUUGAGAGGUGGGAGCAGUGAUUAAACAUGGCGAUGCGUAGCGAGGAGGAACACGGUGGCUGCUGCUGCCGCCGCCGCCGCCGCUGCCUCUUGCUGGCGGUCCUGCUCUCGGCUUUGAGAACCUCGCUGGCCACCACGCACUGGAUUGUCACCGAGGACGGGAAGAUCCAGCAGCAGGUGGACUCCCCUCUUAAUUUGAAGCAUCCCCAUGAUUUGGUGGUGUUUAUGAGACAAGAAGCUACAGUUGACUAUCUCAAAGAGUUGGAGAAACAUUUAGUCGCUCAAAAAAUUCAUAUAGAAGAAAAUGAAGACCGGGACACUGGUUUGGAACAAAGACAUUACAAAGAAGAUUCUGACUGUAUUAAAGCUAAAGUGCCUCUUGGGGACCUUGACCUUUAUGAUGGAACGUACAUUUCUUUGGAGAGCAAGGACAUCAGCCCUGAAGAGUAUAUUGAUGCAAAGACCCCAUCACCUCCAGACCUAGAAACACCAGAUUGUACAAAAGUAAUGGAGCUUCCAUUUAGUAUUCAUGCCUUUCAGCACUUAAGGGGUAUCCAGGAACGAAUUAACCUCACAGCACCAGUAUUAUCAAAAGAGGAUCCAAUCUUCAUCAGCUUGUCAAGAAGAUUAGGCAGAAGUAUUGAAGAAAUAGGCCAUAGAAUUAAUGCAGCCUUGCUGAAGAAUACAUCUUCUUGGGUGCUGUAUAACUUGGCUUCCUUUUACUGGAGGAUGAAAAAUGAGCCAUACCAUGUGGUAGAAUGUGUUAUCCGGGCACUACACUUUUCUCCACGACAACAUAAAGAUAUAGCAUUGAUGAAUUUGGCCAAUGUUUUACACCGGGCCCAUUUCUCAGCAGAUGCAGCCAUAUUGGUUCAUGCAGCACUUGAUGUAUCCACUGACUUCCUUACAAGCCAUUACACUCUUGGAAACAUUUAUGCUAUGUUGGGAGAAUAUAACCAUUCGGUACUGUGCUAUGAUCAGGCAUUGCUUAUAAGGCCUGGCUUUGAACAUGCAAUGAAAAGGAAGCAUGCUGUCCUGUGUCAGCAGAAGCUGGAGCAAAAAUUGGAGGCACAGCACAGAUCUCUGCAGAGGACGUUAAAUGAACUGAAGGAGUACCAGAGGCAACAUGAUAAUUAUUUGAGGCAGCAGGAAUUGUUGGAGAAGCACAAAGUCAUGCAAGAUGAACAGCUGCUGAGAAACAUAAUCCAUGAAACGCAAAUGGCUAAAGAGACUCAGCUAGGAAACCAUCAGAUUUGUCGGUGGAUUAACAAACAGCAAAUUUUAUACUGCCAGUGGGAUCGUCCUGUGCGCUACACCAGAGGAGACCUAUUUGAUACAGUUGAACAUGUACAGUUUGGUGACGAUAGUUCUACCUCUAACAUGAUGCCUGUUGAGAUGAGAUUUGCAACAAACGUGACGUGGAGCAGCCUCAAGCAUCAGUAUCCAUCACCACCAGCAAGUCGAUCUGUGCUGAACGUAUGGGGAAAGGAUCUCUCAAAUUAUAGUGAUGUGUUAUGGCCUAAAAGACUGGAUUGUAUGCGCACUUAUCCUACUCUUCCCACUGCAGCUGAUCUACCAACGUACUUUCUACCUCCGGAAUACAAAGGUUUUAGUGUCCGAUCACUUUUGAUAACUUCAGAAGACCAGGAGAGGGAUGUGACUGAUCAUCUUCCAGACUGUUCUUCAAUGACAGAUAUCCACAGUAACGAAAAACUCUAUCAGAUGGUGAAAGAAUUGGAAAACAGGUCAGAUUUGAAAUCUGGAGUACCAGACUACUAUGCCAAGCAGGCUCUUUUCUCUCAUUUAAAUAUUAUUGAGGAUCAAAUCGGAAAAGUGAUUUCGCAGGCUAUUGAAAAGCAAAUUGCUCCAAUGUGGUUACUGUUGAAUGAAGCAGGUCUUUAUUGGAGAGCAGUUGGGAACACCACCUCUGCCCUUGCCUGUUUGAAGAGAGCCCUGAAUGUGGUUCCUGAAGAUUACAUGGACAUUCCACUGGUCAACUUGGCUAACCUACUAAUUCAUAUUCAGCUGCAUCAGGAUGCUGCUGCUUUUUUGCAAAAAGCACUUACUAUUAACAGUACAGAGCCACUAACCUUCUUAAGCUUGGGAAAUGCCUACCUUGCCCUGAAGAAUGUUAGUGCCGCUCUUCAAGCUUUCAGAACAGCAUUGGACAGAACAACUAGAUGCCCUGAUUGUGAUAACAAUCUGAAGUUAAUCCGCUGUCUACAGUUCUAUCCUUUUCUAUACAACCUUACAUCUUCGAAGUGUGCAGAAAGUCAUUGUUACGGCAGUCAGAAGAAUGUAUUAACUCAUGAGCAGCAGAAGUAUUAUGCUGAUCCAGAAGGAAUAAUCAAGUCCUCAGAGGAAAGAGUCAUCAAGGAACCAUCCCAACCACCUGGAGUCACAACUGUGGAUUCUUCACCAUCUGAUGUUAAAAAAAACAACAGCACUGAUGAACAAGAAAUUUCUGAUGAAAAUCCAUCUGCUACAGCAGAAGCUUUUGAAAGUACAUGGCCCACAGAAAAAGACCUUUUAGGAGCUUUUGAAGGAGCAUUUGAAGCUAAAGGUCAUCGGGUAGAUCUACAGGGUAUUCGGGUUUUAAAGAAAAGUGUUCAGGAUGGAGUACCUGGAUCCUGUUUUGGAGAUUGUGAAGAUAAUGACGAUGAGGUUGAAUGGAUAACUGUUCAAGUUAAACGUGUUAAGAGGUCGAGGAUGGAGAGCACAGAUGCACAGGAUUACACUACUCAAAAUGGUGAAAAGAGUGAGAAUUAUUUGGUAAAUGAGGACGGUGUUAGCCAUUACCAGUCUGCAUUUGAAAUCAGUGGGCCUAAAGUACCCUCUCCAGGGCCACAAGGAAAGAGGAGAGAUUACGCUAGACUUGGAUGGCCUAGUCCUGAUGAAUGUCUGAAAAUCCGAAAAGUGCAGCUCACAACGGUUGCAAGCACAUGGCUAGCAGUUUCAACCAAAAAUAUAGAUAUUACAGAACAUAUUGACUUUGCCACAUCCCUGCAAGAACCAGCUGUGGAACCUGUUUGUAAUGGCAACCUCCAUGCCAGCAUGCACACCUUAGAUCAUUUAUAUGGAGUGGCAAGUCGACUCAGUAUACAUUAUACUGGAGAAAGGCAAUUGAAGGAGGCUUUACAAAACCUGGGCAAAGGAAAGUAUCCACCUCAACCUUUUGAGCAGGUUGGAACACGAAUAGCCAAAGAAUUAGAAAAAAAUCAAACAUCCUGGGUGAUUACAAGUAUGGCAGCAUUGUAUUGGAGGGUUAAAGGUCAAGGAAAAAAGGCUAUUGAUUGUCUACGUCAAGCACUACAUUUUGCUCCUUACCACAUGAAGGACGUACCUCUCAUAAGCUUGGCAAACAUUUUUCACAAUGCUAAACUGUGGGACGAUGCACUUGUUGUCGCUUCUAUGGCAGUGGAAAUCGCUCCACGUUUUGUUGUCAAUCACUUUACCCUGGCAAAUGUCUAUGUAGGAAUGGAAGAGUACGACAAAGCAAUGCAAUGGUAUGAGUCUACUUUGAAACUACAACCGGAAUUUGGACCAGCAAAACAUGUCCUUCGCACAAUCCAGUGUCAUUUAUUAACGAAAAAGCAGAGACGCUCUCCAUAAGGGUAAACAUUAGAUAAAAAUAUCUAAUUUCUGCUUCAGACCAUUUUAAAUUGGCACACAUCUAGUUUCAUUUGGGGUUGGGGGUGGGUUCAUUUGUGCGAAUUUAUUAGAUGGAAAAUAAAUGAGCUGUGGAACAAAGCUUAAAAAGAGUAUUAUAACUAUCACACCUUUAAUAUAAUUACUGGAAGGAAAAUAAAUUGUAUUAAAACAAUGACUGUUGUAUUGAUUGUAUAUUUCAGAUGAUAAUGUAUAAAAUGGUUCUCAGAUGUUUUUUAUGUCGGAUCAAGUCAAGAAAGUGCAGUUUUAAAUCCUUGUGGGGAAAUAAUGGGGACGUGUGCAGGUGAACAAUAAACCAUUUUUUAAUGAC